GAUUUACGAGUCUCGAACGCCGUAUCUGGUUGUGCACAAUGGAAAAUUGGGAAUUUUAAAGCAUUCCGCCUCUUCCUCGUUUCGUCUCGAAGAAAAGGGUAUCUGUUCCAUCUGUGCAUCUCGUACAAAAGGAAUUAUCUCCGGCAGCAUCUUGGCGGUGGGAGGGAUUGCAAGCGGGAGGAUGAAGCGCUGAUCAAAGCGGUUUGUUCGAGGCCCUGUGGGGGUAUUUGCCUCUUGAAACAUGGGUAUGUGCUACAGCCUGCGACCGCGGCUGUUCAGCGAUCCCAUCGCGUCCAACAGCAGCCCGGACUCGGAGCUGCCACCAGCACCUCCGGCAGCGGCGGCGGCGGCAGCAGCAGCGCCGCCGCCGCACCACCACCACCACCACCACCGUGGGGACAUGGAGCAGCUGUACCAGGGGGACACGGGAGGGAGAUUGCGGAGCUCCGAGUGCCAGCGCGAUUGUCAGCCGCAGCAGAACGGAGGGGACCGCGAGCGGCUGCAGCUCCCGCCACACGGCAGCAAGAAACCCCCCGAGAAGCAGAACAAGAACUGGGACAAGCUCCGGGCGGAGGAGAAAGAAGCGGAGAGAGAGGCGAAGAAAGUCAGCAAGUACAUAGACAAAAUCUUGAAGGAACAGAAACGCGAAUAUAAGCAAACGCACCGGCUGCUUCUGCUGGGGGCCGGUGAAUCUGGGAAAAGUACAAUUGUCAAGCAAAUGCGGAUCUUGCACGUCAAUGGAUUUAAUGCCGAAGAGAAGAAACUGAAAGUCCAAGAUAUUAGGAAAAAUAUUAAAGAUGCUAUAGUGACAAUAGUCUCAGCAAUGAGCACUUUAAUACCCCCGGUCCAAUUAGCCAACCCAGAACACCAGUUUCGGUUGGAUUACGUCAAAACUUUAGUCCACCUUUCAGACUUUGAAUACACACAGGAAUUCUUCGAUCAUGCGAAAGCACUCUGGGACGAUGAAGGUAUAAAGGCAUGUUUUGAAAGGUCAAAUGAGUACCAGCUCAUCGACUGUGCUCAGUACUUUUUAGACAGAAUUGACCAAGUCCGACAAAACGAUUACUCCCCAUCAGAUCAGGAUUUGCUCCGAUGCAGGGUUUUGACAUCAGGGAUUUUUGAGACAAGAUUUCAAGUUGACAAAGUAAAUUUUCAUAUGUUUGAUGUGGGAGGACAGAGAGAUGAACGUAGAAAGUGGAUCCAGUGCUUCAAUGACGUCACGGCUAUUAUUUUUGUGGUGGCUAGUAGUAGCUACAACAUGGUUAUAAGAGAAGACAACAACACCAAUCGACUCCGAGAAGCUCUUGAUCUCUUCAAAAGCAUCUGGAACAACAGGUGGCUGCGGACCAUUUCUGUCAUCCUCUUCUUGAACAAGCAAGAUCUUCUGGCCGAGAAAGUGUUGGCAGGAAAGUCCAAAAUUGAAGACUAUUUUCCAGAGUAUACACGCUAUACUACACCAGAUGAUGCGACUCCAGAACCUGGAGAAGACACGAGAGUGACAAGAGCAAAAUAUUUUGUACGGGAUGAGUUUCUUAGGAUCAGCACAGCAAGUGGAGAUGGACGGCAUUACUGUUACCCUCACUUCACCUGUGCAGUAGACACGGAAAACAUCCGCAGAGUAUUCAAUGACUGUCGAGACAUUAUUCAAAGGAUGCAUCUUCGCCAGUAUGAACUGUUGUGAUGGAGAAACAACUUGAGUUCUUGAUUUUUGGACUCCCUGAUUCCUUUUUCUUAAUGUGCCCGCACAGGGUGGAAGAAAUACGAGUGAAGUGUGUCAACUUUGCUCUCUAAACUCCUCCUUCAUUCCUUAUUUCCUGUGUUUUCCUCUCCAUUUUUUGUGCAUCACAUUCUAUCUUUUUUUUAAAAAAACUUCUGCUUUUCCCUCUCUGUGGUUCCACUGAGCCCUCUGGCUACCUCUGUGUCUGACAGACGCCUGAGUACACCUCAGCCUGUCUCCCUGCAGGCUCGUAGCUCUACCGUCUAGUCGUCUCUGCCCUUGGGCAGCACAUGAUGGCACUACCUUCAGACCUCUCCCUGUCCGGGUUUCUUUUCAACACAACACUUGAGAGUACUUGAUGGGGGAAAUAUAUUAGGAUGAAAAUGCACUUUUUGCAUCGGGUAAUUAAAAAAAAACUGUCGAGGAAGUUCACACAAUGUAGCAGCACCACAAUAUUUAAUAGUUUCACUGUUUUCAGCAUUAAGAAAUGCAGGGCGGCUGAAAGAAAAGGACCUCAUCUUAAGCCAGUGAUGGCCAAGAAAUAAAAAAAAGAGGCAGGAUGUCCAAGUCCUACAAGUAGGAGCAAUUUUCUGAGGUCUUGGGGCUAUCGAGUCUCACCACAUCUUAGAUCUUGAACAGAAACUGCUUCGGUCUAUACACCUAGGCUGAAAACUAUCACACACUAAUGUUUGUUCAAGCUGUCCAUUAUGAUCCCUUAGCUUAGAUCAUGAAUGGACAAAUAGUCCUACAUUUGUUUUUAUUUUUGGUUUGUUUUACUGCUGAUUAUUAUCUUGUACAGACUGUAAAAUGUAUUAUUUUGUACAACUUUAUUGAAGAAAAAUACUUGUAGAAGAUCUUUGUGCCUUGAUUAUGGCUGUACCUGUAAAAUGAGCUAAGAUGUAAGUAUGUUUGAUUGCGCUGUACAGCUUUAUGUCCAAACCCUGUCUACAGCAGUGGCUGGAGACGGGGAGUUUAUCUGUAGAGAUUAGUUUUUUUUCUGGUUUAUAAAGAAGGAAAAUGCUCUUUAGUAAAAGAAAACCUGUAUAAAUUAUGCAAAUUAACCACUUACCUUUACAAGAAGAGGUCAGAGGUGACGAGAUGUUGCAACAUCAUGCCUUGUUUUGGAUUCUCAGCUUUAACACAUCGGAAUCCAUCCAAGUGUCCAAAAUGCAACGUGGAAUUAUUUCUAUGGGAACCAAGGUUUUUUUGCUAGAAGUAUACAUGUUUGGUAAUUCUUCGGUCAUUCAUAGACCUUCACAAAUGCACAGGCAUUGUGAAUGUGUGAGCACCAUUAGAUAGGGUCUUAAAUCCUUGUACCAACAGCAGCUUUUAUUGUGCAAGUAAAUAGUAAGAAACGGAAAAAAAAACAACUAAGGUGUAAACCUUUGUGUCUGGCCUAAGAGAAUUACAUAAUGACAUUUUUAUUUCUCUUUUAAUAAAGAGAUAUGUUAGAAAAGUUUAUUUUAAAUAUUGUAGAAUUUGAGAUGUGUGAAAAUUUCUCAGACUUGAAUAAUUUAUGCAAAUCACAUUCUCAGAACAAGUUGUGGUACAGUACAGAAAAAAAAAGCAAAAAUCGCUGUAGCAAUAAGGCAUGUCCUUUUUAGUAACUAUUACACUGCUUUAUAUUUUAUACCUAGGUGUUUUAUGUCUCUGUGAGUAUAUACUUUUCAUGUGUCUGAGAUAACUUGUACAAUUUGUACAAUGUUAAAAAAAAAUUACAGUUGCAAUAACAGAACC
Messenger RNA from Carcharodon carcharias (great white shark), 3454 nucleotides. Its product is annotated as guanine nucleotide-binding protein G(s) subunit alpha-like. The record is from RefSeq and is a predicted model, not a curated record. Gene Ontology annotation, biological process: adenylate cyclase-modulating G protein-coupled receptor signaling pathway. Gene Ontology annotation, cellular component: heterotrimeric G-protein complex. Bases 242 to 1681 code for a protein of 479 amino acids. Lineage: Eukaryota; Metazoa; Chordata; Chondrichthyes; Lamniformes; Lamnidae. The transcript has 12 exons. Gene Ontology annotation, molecular function: GTP binding; G protein-coupled receptor binding; G-protein beta/gamma-subunit complex binding.